UACAAAUAGCAAUAGUUUUUCUUAUUAUUGUUAUCAGUUUUUAUAUGCAUAAAUGCAUUAAAAGGAAAUAUUAUAUAACGAAACCUGUUAUUACACCAUCUGAAAAGUCCGAAAAGAAACACUUCUUUAAUAAAUAUACAUUGAAUCAAACAAUUGUUGAUUCAAUGAGUCAUAAAAAAAUAUUGUUACAAUUACACGAAGCAGCCGAUAAAUGCUAUAUGAAAGCAUAUGCACUUAGGUGCAUUUAUUUAAUCAGUUAUUGUCCGCAUUUAAUUAAUAUUCCACAUGGACCUAAGGGAUAUACACCAUUUCACAAAGUGUGCUUUCAUGGAAAUACUUGUCUGAUUGAAUAUAUGCUUGCGAAAGGUGCUAAUCCUUUUCUUACAACUUAUACCGGUGAAAAUGCUAUUUGUAUGGCAUUACACUUUUUCCUUAAUAAUCCUAACAAUAAUGAUUUUACUUGCUUAAAUAUUCUUUGUGAAAUAGGUUGUUAUUUAGAUAUGUCAAAUAUACACUAUGAUAUUUUUAUGAAUGCAGCCUUAAAUAAUCAUAACAAACUUUUAGCAAAAUGGAUUUUAUUGAAUAGUAGAACAAUGAAAAUUUCAAGAAGUUAUUCAAAUCUAUAAAAUUUCAUAUACUGUAAUU
Messenger RNA from Polistes dominula (European paper wasp), 645 nucleotides. RefSeq lists its product as uncharacterized. Gene Ontology annotation, molecular function: protein binding. The record is from RefSeq and is a predicted model, not a curated record. NCBI's taxonomy places the organism in Eukaryota, Metazoa, Arthropoda, Insecta, Hymenoptera, Vespidae.